Messenger RNA from Suillus subaureus, 573 nucleotides. RefSeq lists its product as uncharacterized. The transcript has 2 exons. NCBI's taxonomy places the organism in Eukaryota, Fungi, Basidiomycota, Agaricomycetes, Boletales, Suillaceae. Bases 1 to 573 code for a protein of 190 amino acids. The record is from RefSeq and is a predicted model, not a curated record.
AUGCAACUCAAUAUCUUCUUGGGUCCUGCAAAAUGGGUCACCAAAAUGACAACCAAAGCCAAAGUGGCCCUGGAAGAGAAGGUGACAGGCACAUCAAAGAAGUGGAAGCCUGUCAAUGAUGUGGACGGAGAUAACAUGACUGCACAACUAAAGAAGGCAAAAACUCACCUAGCAGCUGGGAAUGCCCCCACUGGCAAUCUCACAGUGGUCAACCAAUGUUCUAUGACAUCAUCAAUUGAACCCUCAAAAUCACCAACCCCACCAGCCAUGAUGAGUCAUUGUGCCGUAGUUCACACUGAGGAAGAGGAAGCCACAUUAUCUGCCAACAAGAUUGACUUGGAUUCCAAAGAUAGUGAGAAACAGAUGAUGAAGGAUUGGAACUCACCUGUUUAUACAUUCUUCAAUCCCACACCAAAGAUUGUUGAAAUCAAUGGAUACUGUGCACAUGAGUUUAAGUGCCAGGCAAAAGGCUGCAAGGCCAAUGUCAGAUGUUUCCUCAACAAAGGAGAUGCACACUCAACUGGUAACAUGCACAAGCAUGUGCACUUGUGUUGGGGGGCUGAUGUGUUGUGA